Messenger RNA from Yamadazyma jaroonii, 1290 nucleotides. The record is from the annotation of a GenBank genome assembly. Lineage: Eukaryota; Fungi; Ascomycota; Pichiomycetes; Serinales; Debaryomycetaceae.
AUGUCAAACAAUCAAGAAGAAUUAUUAGAUUAUUCCGAUUCUGAAGAAAUUGCUGUUACCCAACAACAACCAGAAACCAGUGACGCCACUAAAGAUGCCGACAAAAAAGGAUCUUACGUUGGUAUUCACGCUACUGGUUUCAGAGAUUUCUUAUUAAAACCAGAAUUAUUAAGAGCCAUCGGUGAUUGUGGGUUUGAACAUCCUUCAGAAGUCCAACAAGUGUGUAUUCCUCAAUCUAUCUUAGGUACUGAUGUUUUAUGUCAAGCCAAAUCAGGUUUAGGUAAAACCGCUGUUUUCGUUUUAUCAACUUUACAACAAUUAGAACCAGUUGCUGGAGAAGUUUCAACUUUAGUUAUUUGUCAUACUAGAGAAUUAGCUUAUCAAAUUCGUAACGAAUAUGCUAGAUUCUCUAAAUAUAUGCCAGAUGUUAAAACUGAAGUUUUCUACGGUGGGGUUCCAAUUAAAGAUGAUAUUGCUAAAAUCAAAAACAAAGAUACUUGUCCUCAUAUUGUUGUAGCUACUCCAGGUAGAUUACAUGCUUUAGUUACUGAAAAAGCUUUAAGAUUAAACAAUAUCAAAUCAUUUGUUAUUGAUGAAUGUGAUAAAGUUUUAGAAGCUAUUGAUAUGAGAAGAGAUGUUCAAGAUAUUUUCAGAUCAACUCCUUUACAAAAACAAGUUAUGAUGUUUUCAGCUACUUUAUCACAAGAAAUUAGACCUAUUUGUAAAAAAUUCAUGCAAAAUCCUUUAGAAAUCUACGUUGAUGACGAAGCUAAAUUAACUUUACAUGGUUUACAACAAUAUUAUCUUAAAUUAGAUGAAAAGGAAAAGAACCGUAAAUUAAGUGAUUUAUUAGAUUCUUUGGAAUUUAACCAAGUUAUUAUUUUCGUUAAAUCCACUCAAAGAGCUGAACAAUUGAAUAAAUUAUUAUGUGCUUGUAAUUUCCCUUCAAUUGCUGUUCAUUCUGGUUUGAAACAAGAAGAAAGAAUUGCUAGAUAUAAAUUAUUCAAAGAAUUCAACAAAAGAAUCUGUAUAUCAACUGAUGUUUUCGGUAGAGGUAUUGAUAUUGAAAGAAUCAAUUUAGCUAUCAAUUACGAUUUACCAAAUGAAGCUGAUCAAUAUUUACAUAGAGUUGGUAGAGCUGGUAGAUUCGGUACCAAAGGGUUAGGUAUUUCAUUCGUCUCUACUAAAGAAGAUGAAGAAGUCUUAGAAAAAAUCCAAUCAAGAUUCGAUGUCAAAAUCACUGAAUUUCCAGAAGGUGGAGUUGAUCCUUCAACUUACAUGAAUACUUAA